This is a messenger RNA of Nannospalax galili (Upper Galilee mountains blind mole rat), 1874 nucleotides long. It is a transcript of the gene Barhl2, whose product is annotated as BarH like homeobox 2. The record is from RefSeq and is a predicted model, not a curated record. Bases 412 to 1563 code for a protein of 383 amino acids. Gene Ontology annotation, cellular component: nucleus. Lineage: Eukaryota; Metazoa; Chordata; Mammalia; Rodentia; Spalacidae. Gene Ontology annotation, biological process: regulation of transcription by RNA polymerase II. Gene Ontology annotation, molecular function: RNA polymerase II transcription regulatory region sequence-specific DNA binding; DNA-binding transcription factor activity, RNA polymerase II-specific. The transcript is spliced from 3 exons.
UUUGGGCAGACCCAGGCGGCGGCGGUGGCGGUGGCGGCGGCGUCCAGAUCGCUCUCUGCCGCCUGCGCCUUCGCCUAGGUGCCUUGAGCUGCUACCGCCUCCCACGUGCGCGGUGGGCCAGCCAAGCGCACCUUCCUUCUUUCCCCCGCUUUUGCAUUUUUGUAACUUUCCCCUCCUGUCUUCCCUUCUCUCUAGCCCUACUUUUUGCAUAAAGGAAAAAAGUUGUAUCGAAAGUGUCCACCAAUUGCCACCUCCCCAUUAUCCUUCCUUCAUUCCCGCCUUACUUUUUUUUUUUUUUUUUUUUUUGAAGCGGCGUCAACGUUUUUUAGGGUUUAUUUUGUUUUACGAUAGUUUCCUUUGCUUGGUCCCGGAGGCAGUUGAUCGACGGAGUGGCGUGGACCUCAUGUAGAAAUGACAACAAUGGAAGGGGCCAGCGGGUCGAGUUUUGGAAUAGACACGAUUUUGUCCAGUGCCAGUUCGGGCAGCCCCGGCAUGAUGAACGGAGAUUUCCGCCCGCUCGGUGAGGCGAGGACUGCGGAUUUUAGGAGUCAGGCCACCCCGUCCCCCUGUUCGGAGAUUGAUACCGUGGGAACGGCGCCUUCCUCUCCGAUCUCGGUCACCUUGGAGCCCCCGGAGCCGCAUCUGGUAACAGACGGGCCCCAGCAUCACCACCACCUCCACCAUAGCCAACAGCCGCCGCCAGCCGCGGCCCCCACGCCGAGUUUGCAGCCUUCACCCCAACAGCAACCGCUGCCGCAGCCUCAGCCCGCCGCCCAGCAGCUGGGCUCGGCCGCCUCGGCCCCCAGGACUUCCACCUCUUCUUUUUUAAUUAAGGACAUCUUGGGAGACAGCAAACCUCUGGCGGCGUGUGCACCCUACAGCACCAGCGUCUCCUCUCCCCACCACACCCCGAAGCAGGAGAGCAACGCAGCACACGAGAGCUUCCGGCCAAAGCUGGAGCAGGAGGAUAGCAAAACCAAACUGGACAAGCGGGAAGAUUCUCAGAGCGACAUCAAAUGCCACGGAACAAAGGAGGAAGGAGACCGGGAGAUUACAAGUAGCCGAGAGAGCCCCCCAGUGAGAGCCAAGAAACCUCGAAAAGCCAGGACGGCUUUCUCAGACCACCAGCUCAAUCAGUUGGAGCGUAGCUUCGAGCGACAGAAAUACCUGAGCGUCCAGGACCGCAUGGAUCUGGCAGCUGCUCUCAACCUCACUGACACCCAAGUUAAGACCUGGUACCAGAACCGCAGAACCAAGUGGAAGCGGCAGACUGCAGUGGGCCUGGAGCUGCUGGCAGAGGCCGGGAACUACUCCGCACUGCAGAGGAUGUUUCCGUCGCCUUAUUUCUAUCACCCGAGCCUGCUGGGCAGCAUGGACAGCACGACGGCUGCCGCGGCUGCCGCGGCCAUGUACAGCAGCAUGUACCGGACUCCUCCGGCACCCCACCCGCAGCUUCAGCGGCCUCUGGUGCCCCGCGUGCUCAUCCACGGCCUGGGGCCUGGGGGACAGCCGGCCCUCAAUCCUUUGUCCAACCCCAUCCCAGGCACCCCUCAUCCCCGGUGAAGAAGGAGGGAAGACGCUGCAAUCCCUCCAGGUCCCCGACCCGACCCGGACAGCUGCCCCGCCUCUCCCCGCACCAGGCCAUCAGGCCUCCCUUCCAGCAGCCUUGGGAGGCAGAGGAGUAAGAGAGAAGACGCUCACCAAGGGGCGGGGGUCCCCCAAAGAUCAGCCAGCCCUUUGCUUUCCAUCUACCCCAGCAGAGGCAGGGCUGGAUAACUCCCCAGCAGCAGUGACUGGUGAAAAUGCUGACCCCACUGAGUGCAACCAGUAAGUGAAAACAGCAACAUAAACAAAACCUCGAGUUCUUAAAAAAA